Molecule: messenger RNA, 3606 nt
Organism: Nylanderia fulva
Lineage: Eukaryota; Metazoa; Arthropoda; Insecta; Hymenoptera; Formicidae
Product: paramyosin, long form
Cellular component (GO): myosin complex; bicellular tight junction
Source: RefSeq, a predicted model, not a curated record
CCGGCGCGCCAUACGAACGACGACGGGUCGCGCACUACGAGUAGGGCGCUGGUCGGCUCCGAAACCCCGAAGAGAAGGAAGAAGAAGAAGAAGAAGAGCGUGUGGAAGAGGAAAGUGGAAGCGGACUCGCCGACAACUGAGGCCGAGGCGACUUGACUUAGCCAGUGGCGAACAGAAGGAGACCUUAGCCGGAGAGGAUACUCGAAUUUGAAGUAUACGCGAGAGGAGACUCCGCAAAGCAAGGAAUCAGAUCCAUUGUCGAAGACAAGCAGAGAAGAUGUCGUCUUCAGCGGUUGCCAAGACUUCCAAGUACACGUACCGUUCUACGGGCGGUGCAGGUACAGCAGAUGUUAGCAUCGAAUAUAGCGCCGACCUGAGCGCUCUCAGCAGACUCGAGGACAAAAUCCGCCUACUGCAGGAUGACCUGGAGUCUGAGAGGGAGCUGCGUCAGAGGAUCGAACGCGAGCGCGCUGACUUAAGCGUGCAAGUCAUUCAGCUGUCCGAACGUCUCGAAGAGGCUGAGGGUGGCGCCGAAUCUCAAUUUGAGAUCAACAAGAAGAGGGACACGGAAUUGGCCAAGCUGCGCAAACUACUCGAAGAUGUCCAUCUCGAGAGCGAGGAGACCGCACAUCUCUUGCGCAAAAAACACCAGGAAGUCGUCGUCGACUUCCAAGAUCAGAUUGACCAGCUUUCGAAAGCACGUGCCAGGGCUGACAAAGAAAAAUCUAAAUUCCAGCAAGAGGUGUAUGAACUUCUCUCUCAGCUUGACAAUGUUUCUAAGGAAAAAUUGCUGUCGAUUAAAACAGUUGAGAAACUCGAAAUACAUGUAUCUGAAUUGAAUGUUAAGAUUGAGGAAUUAAACCGUACGAUUGUUGACAUUACUAGUCACAAAACUCGGCUAUCUCAAGAGAAUAUCGAAUUGGUCAAAGAGGUGCAAGAUCUCAAGGUGAACAUCGAAAACAUUUCGUACUUGAAAACGCAAGUUGUGGGUCAACUCGACGAUGCUCGCCGUCGCCUUGAAGAUGAAGAACGUCGUCGUUCAUUGGUCGAGGCUUCGUUGCACCAGGUUGAGGUGGAAUUGGAGUCUGUCCGCGUCCAAUUAGAGGAAGAAUCUGAGGCACGUUUGGACAUUGAACGUCAAUUAGUCAAGGCUACUGGAGAAGUCUCAAUAUGGAGAUCGAAAUACGAGACCGAAGCUAAUGCUCGUCUUGAAGAGGUAGAGGAACUUCGUCGAAAAUAUUCCGCUCGCAUCCAGGAACAGGAAGAACAAAUCGAGACCUUGCUUGUGAAGAUUAAUAAUCUCGAGAAACAGAAAUCGCGCUUGCAAUCCGAAGUGGAAGUUCUGAUCAUUGAUUUAGAAAAGGCCAAUGGAACUGCUCGGGAACUUCAGAAGCGUGUCGAACAUCUCGAAAAAAUCAAUAUAGAAUUGAAGACUCGUUUGGACGAAUCUCUCGCCUUAUACGAGCAAAGCCAGCGCGAUCUUCGCAACAAGCAACAAGAAUUGCAACGUGUGAACGCCGAACUCGACAAGACUCGCGAACUGAAAGAUCAAUUGGUUCGUGAAAAUAAGAAACUUGGAGAUGAUCUUAGCGAUGCUAAGAAUCAGUUGGCUGACAUGAAUCGUAGACUCCACGAACUGGAACUAGAACUUCGUCGAUUGGAGAACGAACGUGAAGAAUUGGCUGCUGCUUAUAAGGAAGCCGAAGCAGGCCGCAAAAUUGAGGAGCAACGUGCUCAGAGAUUGUCGGCCGAAUUGAGUCAAUUACGUCACGAAUAUGAACGUCGCAUUGCUGAAAAGGACGAAGAAAUUGAAGCUAUUCGCAAACAGACCAGCAUUGAAAUCGAGCAGCUGAACGCCCGUGUAGUCGAGGCCGAGACGAAAUUGAAGACCGAAGUCCAACGCAUAAAGAAGAAGCUGCAGAUCCAGAUUACCGAGCUCGAACUGUCCCUGGAUGUCGCCAACAAGAAUAACAUUGAUCUGCAAAAGACCAUCAAGAAGCAAUCUCUCACUCUGACUGAAUUACAAGCCCAUUACGACGAAGUACAACGUCAAUUGCAAGUGACCCUGGACCAGUUGGGCAUCAGUCAACGUCGCCUCCAAUCAUUGACAGCCGAGCUCGAGGAAGUUCGCGGUAAUUACGAAUCUGCUCUGCGUGCGAAGAGGACCGUCGAGCAACAAUACGAGGAAUCGGUUAGCCGCAUCAAUGAGCUGACCACGAUUAACGUAAAUAUCGCUUCCUCGAGGGCUAAGCUCGAGCAAGAACUGUCUACUUUGGCCGGAGAUUACGAAGAAGUCACCAAGGAAUUGAGAGUCAGCGAUGAGAGAUACCAGAGAGUGCAGAACGAGUUCAAGCAUACUGUCGAGAUUCUCCAUGAGGAACAGGAACGUAUCGUCAAGAUCGAGGCUAUCAAGAAAUCCCUGGAGAUCGAAGUGAAGAAUUUGUCCGUGAGAUUGGAAGAGGUUGAGGCCAACGCUAUUGUUGGAGGCAAGCGCAUCAUCAGCAAGCUUGAGGCCAGGAUUCGUGAUCUGGAGCUGGAGCUGGACGAGGAGAAACGCCGACACGCCGAGACCGUGAAGAUUCUGCGCAAGAAGGAACGCAACAUCAAGGAGGUGAUGAUCCAAGUCGAGGAGGACGCGAAGAAUAUUUCCUUGCUGCAGGAGACGCUUGACAAGGCCAGCCAGAAGGUCAGCAUCUACAAAAGGCAGCUGCAGGAGCAGGAGGGCAUGUCCCAGCAAAGUGUCACCAGGGUUCGCCGAUUCCAAAGAGAGCUCGAGGCUGCAGAGGAUCGUGCCGACACCGCGGAGAGCAACUUGAGCUUGAUCCGGGCCAAACACCGCAGUUUUGUCACCACCUCAACUGUGCCCGGCUCCCAGGUAUACCUUGUCCAGGAGACGAGGCAGGACCUGUCUUAAACCACCAUCAUAAAGAACAUCUUUGCCACUUUAAAUGUCGCGUCUUUAUAAAUGAAACCGUGAACACGUUGAGAAAGAGAAAGGACAAAGACGCGAUCAACAAUCAUAUCAUAAGAGCUGAGAGUUUUCACGGCGUGUUAUUUUCGAGGGAUAAAAAUUGGAGCAACCAGAUCACAUAUGCAUAAAUAUACAUAUAAAAUGCGAGUGCAGUUAUAUAACGACCCGUCGUAAAUUCGAAAUUGCUUUGUUAACGAAAUGCGCGAUACGUCGCAACGAAAAUGUUUAAAGUAAAGGGAAAAAUUAACGCUCACUAUUUAAGGGAUCCGCGCAAAGCAUCAGAAAUGUCAAACUCGAGAAUCGAUGAUGUAUCGUUCAACGAUACAGCAACAAAAUAACAAAGCUAAAUCGAAAUCUUCUCGUCCCAAUUAUGUAAGUAUAAUCGAGCGUAAGGGCAGAGAAACAAAAACGGCUAAGGAACAUGAGAAAAGAGCAGUGGCAAUUUAUGCCAUUUCUAUUCGCGCGUGUCGCAAUUGUACUUAAAUAUAUAUAACUUUAAAAAUCUCUCUCUAUUCUAUUACUACAUUACUAGAUAGGUAACUAUUACCCAUAUACACAACUCUCACUGUACAACAUACCAAUAACCUGUGUCAACAUUAAUUUAAUAAAUAAAGUGAAACGCGUACGUACGAACA